Messenger RNA from Lycium barbarum (goji berry), 2039 nucleotides. RefSeq names its product 3-hydroxyisobutyryl-CoA hydrolase-like protein 5. Gene Ontology annotation, molecular function: 3-hydroxyisobutyryl-CoA hydrolase activity. NCBI's taxonomy places the organism in Eukaryota, Viridiplantae, Streptophyta, Magnoliopsida, Solanales, Solanaceae. The record is from RefSeq and is a predicted model, not a curated record. Gene Ontology annotation, biological process: L-valine catabolic process. The transcript has 15 exons. The coding region runs from base 669 to 1895 and encodes 408 amino acids.
AUCAAUGUUCUAACGAACAAAAUAAAAAAUUGAGAUGAAUAUUUGGCAAGAUCCUCUUAGAUGCCCACCAUGAAUCUAAUUUGUCAGGCUGUCACAAUCAACAUAGUGCCCGUUAACUCCCAAGUUCCACGCCGACAGCAGUUAUGAAAAGCUUUAAUAGUUGGCAUCCACCUAGUGAUUUUAAACUAUAUCUGCAUAGCUUCAUAAUUUUAAUUCAUAUACAUAAAUUCCUUCUCCAUAAGUCGCACAGUAUUAAUAUUAAAUCUAUAAUUAGCGGCGAAUUCACGAUUCGGUUACUGAGUUUACGUGAAUCUAGUAACUUUUAUCAAAUUUUAUAUAUUACUAAUGGUAUAUGUUUAGAAAUUUUCUAUUUAUUCAUAGAUAUUUGAUUAUGAACCUCAAAUCCUAUAUCAAUCUAAGCUUGUAAUUGGCACGCACCUACUCUGCCCCUAUCUCUCUUUUGUGUUUUUCCUAAUUUCUUUCUUCACGUGUCAACUUCAAAAUCCUUUUGAUCUCGUAAUUAAUUUCUAUGUACUAUUAAUUUUUUUGGUUUGUUUUGCACGAGUCCAUUUAGACACUAUAUAUACAAGUGUUAACAAGAAUAUCACACAGUUUUCGGUUUCCUUGGUAAACUAAAUUAGGAGCAAGCUGUUUAAAUUUUCGCGCGGAUGGAACAAAAAAGAGUAAAGCCUGAUGGAGAGGUUGUUAUUGCUGAAGAAGUUAGCCGCGUCAGAGUGCUCACCUUAAAUCGGCCAAAUCAGUUAAAUGCCAUCUCAGGCAAAGAGGCAUUAUUGCUGGGAAAGAACUUGGAGAAAUUUGAGAAAGGUGACAAUACACAGCUAGUUAUCGUUAAGGGAGCGGGGCGAGCUUUUUCUGCUGGUGGGGACUUGAAAAUGUUCUAUGACGGUCGAAGAACAAGGGAUUCCUGCCUUGAAGCUACUUCUCGAAUGUAUUGGCUUUGCUACCAAAUUCAUACAUAUAAGAAGCCUCUGAUUGCUCUUGUUCAUGGAAUGUCAAUGGGUGGAGGUGCAUCCUUGAUGGUUCCAAUGAGGUUCUCAGUCGUCACAGAAAAAACUGUAUUUUCAACUCCAGAGGCACUUAUUGGGUUCCAUCCAGAUUGUGGCUUCUCGUACAUGCUUUCUCGACUUCCUGGUCGACUAGGAGAAUACUUGGGGUUAACAGGAGCAAGGCUAAAGGGUAAAGAGGUCGUUGCUGCAGGACUUGCCACACAUUUUAUCCCUUCUCAGAAAUUGGUUGAGCUAGAGAAGCGCUUAUUAAGCUUAAACACCAGUGAUGAGAAUGUCAUUGAAUCUGUCAUCAAGGAAUUUUCUACAGAUAUUGAAAUAGAUGAACAUAGUGUCUUGAAUAAGCUGUCCAUAAUCAAUGAAUGUUUUUCCAAGGAUUCUGCUGAGCAGAUAUUGAUGUCAUUUGAAGCUGAGGCACACACAGAAGGAAAUGGUUGGAUUCAACCAGUGCUAAAACACUUAAGAAGAUCAUCCCCAACGGGACUAAAAGUAACAUUAAGAUCGGUUCGAGAAGGAAGGAAACAGACGUUAUCUGAAUGCUUGAAGAGAGAAUUCAGAAUUACAAUUAACACAUUAAGGACAAUAAUAUCUAGUGAUUUCUAUGAGGGCAUAAGGGCAAUCGCCAUUGACAGGGAUAACUCUCCAAAGUGGUGUCCUUCAACUCUUGAAAAGGUGAAGGAUGAGCAACUCAACUUGAUCUUAGAAAAUUUCGAACAACAUUUGGAGCUCCAGAUUUUAGAAAAUGAAGAGCAUAGGUGGGAAGGGAAAUAUGAAAAUUCAGCUUAUUACAAUCUUAACCAGGCUGAGAAAAAUCAAAAAGCACUGCCAUCAACAGCUCCUAGAAUCGGUCUUACACAGUCUGCCUUGUGAUAUAAGCAAUAAUUAAAAAUAUAGUGGUUCAUAGUCACAGUAGUUCAUGUUUACAACUAGCGGACAUAUACAUAAAAUGAAUGUGUGGGGGACUCAAAUGUUAUUUUCGAAUUAGCUAGAGGACUUGUAUGGUAAAAGAUUUAU